AUGUUUCUGGUGUUUCGCUUCCUCAUAUUCCUGUUGUGCAUCCAUAUCGCUGAGCAAUGCGGGGCCAAAAAGGAACCGGAGCGUCCACCACCACCAGCACAGGCUGGUGGGAUUGAAUCGCCAAAAGCGCAGGAGGUUGACUCAUUGUGUCUGGCAUGCAGUAACUUUCUCACUCAAAUAAAAACUUCUAUUCCAAAGAGGCUGGACGCAUUGUUGGAUGGAUUCCAAACGUUUGCUCAACUGUACUUACCGUACUACAGUUCUAUAGGCAGUUACGUAGACGACUAUCCUUUCGCAGCUCUCGGCAGUCUACACCACUUCAUGGGUGAAGUUGAUCGAGAGCUUGUUUCCAACGGCUACCUUCUGAGGCUUACGAACCGGAGCGCCCACCACCACCAGCACAGGCUUGCUGGGGUUGAAUCGCCAAAGGUGCAGGAGGUUGAUUCAUUGUGUCUGGCAUGCAGUAACUUUCUCACUCAAAUAAAAACUUCUAUUCCAAAGAGGCUGGACGCAUUGUUGGAUGGAUUCCAAACGUUUGCUCAACUGUACUUACCGUACUACAGUUCUAUAGGCAGUUACGUAGACGACUAUCCUUUCACAGCGCUACGUGCAGUCGUGAGAUUACUUCUUCGAACUAUUCAUCCUCAAGGAGUAUGCACACAGUUCUUGAUGUGCUGA
Messenger RNA from Ostertagia ostertagi, 678 nucleotides. The record is from the annotation of a GenBank genome assembly. Lineage: Eukaryota; Metazoa; Nematoda; Chromadorea; Rhabditida; Trichostrongylidae.